AUGAGAAUCAAUAUCAAUUUCGAUCGUUUACCAAGAAGCGGGUCGUACACAUCACUGGACGUGGUGACAGGGUCGAUCCAGUUGAUUGUCCGGAAAGGACUAACGGUCUCCCAACUGGUUGUCUCGCUAUACGAGGCUGGCAUCACCUCGUCGGAGCCACUGCUACCAGGUGACCACGUGCCUCUGCGUCUUGUGGUCACAGUGCCAGUGAACAUUGCAAAAGAGCUGGAUCUUCGCAUCGGAAACAUUUGUCUGGCUCUUCGGGACACCACAGUAUCUUUGGCGCAUGGCAGAUGUGAGACUGUAUUGUCCUACAUCAAGAUGAUUGACACGAAGACGAAUCUUCGUAUUACGCCGAAUUCAAGAGACAACACUUUUGAGGUGGAUCCAAAAUGGUGGAAAGAUUGUAUCAUUCCUCAGGUCACUCGAAAAUCGUCCUCGAGAGUUGUUGGGCAAGACUACUGGCUGCAAGUUCUGGGCGAAUUUCAUUCGGAAACCACGCUGUUGAGCACGAAACGCCUGGCGCUCAGAAUGCGGAUCCUUACCGCGGCCCGAGACGGACGCAAGUAUUCCAUGGUGAAUGUGGAUUUCGAAUCGGAGAGGCACGAACGUCAAAACUUUCCUGCAAUCCUGUUCCACAGAAUCGUCCGAAAAGCCGUGCCAACAUUGAAGUCCAUGGAUCAGUCCUCUCAAGGCGUCUCCUUGGAAGGAGGAGACCCUUUCAGAGAGAACCCAAAAUCAAUGACCAUUAAGCAUGAGCAGACUCGAAGAGGAUGGCGCAAGGUCGUGGUCAAUUUCACGCCAUCCUGGUUCAGCGUCAAUAUGGGGACGGGGAUAGUCUCAAUUUUGCUACACAACUUGCCUUAUAACGCCGCCUGGCUACGUUGGAUAUCUGUUGCCAUCUUCGUACUCAACGUGUCACUUUUUCUCGGAACAUUCCCUAUGGGUCUCGCCACUAUUAUCAACAUGGUCGUCUUCGUGCUCGUGCCUGCUUGGGGAACGCGCGCUGUAACUCUGGCUUGGGUUUUGUGGUGGAUCGAUGUGGUUCUUGCCGUCUCAACCAAUUUUCUGCUACCUUUUAUUAUCAUUCACAAGCACGACUCCAAAUUAUCGACCAUGACUGCGGUCUGGCUGCUACCCAUCGUGGCCACCAUCGUGGCAUCCGCAUCAGGCGGCAUCGUCGCCAAAGUGUUACCCAAUCCCCAACAUGCGCUUUGGACGUUGACCAUCAGCUACAUCCUCUGGGGGUGCGGAGUACCGCUAGCCAUGUUCACGAUGGUCAUCUACUUUCACAGGCUGACUAUGCACCGCCUCCCGCCUCGCGAAGUCAUUGUGUCCGUCUUCCUGCCCCUUGGUCCGCUUGGGCAGGGUUCCUUUGCCAUUAUGCAGCUAGGGUCCGUCUCAAUGGCACUUUUCGAGAAGAACAACUUCAUUCCACAGACCCCAUUGGCUGGGCAAAUAUUCUACGCUGCUGGUAUAUUGGUUGCUCUUGUCAUGUGGGGGUUUGGCCUUGUGUGGAUGUUCUUCGCAGUCGCGUCUAUCACUCGCAACAAAUUCCCUUUCAAUUUGGGUUGGUGGGGAUUCACAUUCCCAUUAGGUGUCUUUGCCGUUUCGACCAACCAGCUUGGCAAAGAACUUCCCUCUGUAUUUUUCAGUGUGCUUGGGACUAUCUUCUCGCUCACUGUGGUAGCACUAUGGGUCACUGUCAGUCUCGGGACGGUCCGAGCAAGCUUGUCUGGAGACCUUUUCCACGCCCCUUGCAUACAAUGUUGGGAGGAGAAGCAGGCAAAAUCUCACGCCACGAAAGGUUUCGCUGCCGGAAACCCAAGCUUGGAUCGUGACGUACUCGGCACACAAUAA
This is a messenger RNA of Diaporthe amygdali, 1860 nucleotides long. RefSeq lists its product as uncharacterized. The record is from RefSeq and is a predicted model, not a curated record. Gene Ontology annotation, cellular component: plasma membrane. The transcript has 7 exons. Bases 1 to 1860 code for a protein of 619 amino acids. Gene Ontology annotation, biological process: sulfite transmembrane transport; transmembrane transport. Gene Ontology annotation, molecular function: sulfite transmembrane transporter activity. NCBI's taxonomy places the organism in Eukaryota, Fungi, Ascomycota, Sordariomycetes, Diaporthales, Diaporthaceae.